AUGGCUAUCAAUGCCGGAGUUCCUCAGGGGUCAGUGCUCUCGGCUACAUUGUUCUUGUUGCACAUAAAUGAUCUGCUUAAGCCCGGUACCUUUGGGUAUGCAGACGACAGUACUGUUGCUGAGAGAUACACGUCCAGCGCACGAGCUAGUGGGUCACAAAUCCAGUCUCUUCGAGAGGCUAUGGUGGGACGCUUGAACUCUUCCUUGGAGGCGGUAUCCGCAUGGGGCAAUGCCAAUUUGGUUGAGUUCAAUGCUGCUAAGACCCAGGCGUGUCUAUUUUCCGCUAAAAGGAGCCAAUUCAGCCCUGCUCCUACUUUCCGAGGUGCAGCCGUGCCAAUAACCGACUGUCUGGAUAUUCUUGGUGUUACGCUAACGUCUACCCUCAACUUUGGGCCAUUCAUUGAAGCAAAAGCCCAUCUUGCUGCAAAAAAACUGGGAAUCCUCGCAAAGGUCAGACAAUACUUCACGCAGGAACAGCUGCUCAAACUUUAUCAGGCGCAAGUUCGAUCAUGCAUGGAGUAUUGCUCUCAUCUUUGGGACGGAUCAGCCCGAUACCAGCUUGAUGCACUCGAGGCAAUCGAGAGACGAGCCAAGAGGAUCAUUGGCAAUGACGCACUUGUCGAGUCGAAACUCCAAAGUCUAGAGCACCGACGCCGAGUGGCUAGCCUGUCGGUUUUCUAUCGGCUGCAUUUCGGGGAGUCGGAAUGGCGGCAACGACUGUCGCAACCGAGGGCUGGGCUCGCUGUCAUUGCAGCGAUAAGUCCCCUCUUUGAGGAGUGGCUUGAGAGACGCCACGGCGUCCUCACCUACCGCCUGACGCAGGUGCUUACCGGACAUGGAAGUUUCGGUAGGUUCCUGUUUCUGAUUGGGCGGGAGGAAACGCCCGGGUGUCAUCACUGCGAGGACCGUCCUGAGGACACAGUGGAACAUACGGUGGCGCUGUGCCCUGCAUGGGCUGAGCACCGCCGUGUCCUCAGGGAUGUAGUCGGCGACGGCGACCUCUCGCGUCCGGCAUUGGUACAAGCCAUGGUGCGGAGCGAGGGGGACUGGGAUGCCGUCUCCUCCUUCUGCGAAGCAGUCAUGCUAGCUAAGGAGGAGGCGGGGCGCGUGAGAGAACGAACCUCCUCACGCCCCAGCCGUCGCGAGAGACACUCCGGGCGUCGGGGAUCGCGCGACGAUCUCCGGCCACCGUAAGUGCGGGCCUGCGGACGGCGAGCAAGGGUAGUUCGCCGCCCGACCAGAACCAGACCCGUGCGUGCGGCGCGUCGCGUUCCGCGCGCGCCUCAAAGAGCCAUCAGACCACCACAGAUGGGGCCCAGUAGGGCUGAUGUCUAAUCCGGAGCUGCGGACAACCUAGCGGGUUUACCGGGGCACCGGCUCGAAAGGCAGGAGAAGGAACGGGGUGGUUUUUAGUCAGUAAGAGUCUGACACUCCCUCUCGCCUCGCCCGAGGCGAGAAAAGUCAUUGGAUGAUUUUCCCCCCUCAAAAAAAAAAAAAAAAAAAAAA
This is a messenger RNA of Spodoptera frugiperda (fall armyworm), 1506 nucleotides long. RefSeq lists its product as uncharacterized. The coding region runs from base 1 to 1194 and encodes 397 amino acids. The transcript has 2 exons. The record is from RefSeq and is a predicted model, not a curated record. Lineage: Eukaryota; Metazoa; Arthropoda; Insecta; Lepidoptera; Noctuidae.